Diaporthe batatas is the source of this 1369-nucleotide messenger RNA. RefSeq lists its product as uncharacterized. NCBI's taxonomy places the organism in Eukaryota, Fungi, Ascomycota, Sordariomycetes, Diaporthales, Diaporthaceae. Gene Ontology annotation, molecular function: flavin adenine dinucleotide binding; acyl-CoA dehydrogenase activity. The coding region runs from base 86 to 1369 and encodes 427 amino acids. The record is from RefSeq and is a predicted model, not a curated record. The transcript is spliced from 9 exons.
CAGAUCCACACGCCUGAUUGCCGCGGACUCCCAUUGAAUCACUAAUCACACCAACUCGGUCGACCCCACCUUCAGCAACCACACCAUGUCGGUGAUUUCAGAAGAAGUAAGCAGGAAUUGGCUGCACGGCUCGAUUCUGCCGUUCGCAGAGCCUGCAUGGGCGCGAGGCUGCCCCAGCCCAUACUACGGGGACAGUCACAGGCGACUGCGCGAGGCGAUGCGUUCCUGGGUGGAAAAGAAUCUCUCCCCAAAUAUUCAAGGCUGGGAGAAAACAGCGUCGAUCCCGGAUUGGAUAUAUGAGCAAGCUGCCAAGGACGGUCUUCUGAUGCCAAUCGCCGCCGGGCCCAGCAUACCCCCUGAGUGGAAAGGAAAAUACCCCAUUAUUGGAGAUGUCUCAGCUGAAGAAUGGGACGGCUUUCAUGACCUGAUUGUUCAUGAUGAGAUAGGACGUACGGGUGGGAUAGGACUCGAGAAUGGGCUAUUUGGUGGAACGGUUUGGGUCGGCAAAGCUGCAACAGACGUUGACUCUUUCAACGACAAAAGCGUCGUACAUGAAGUCCUUUCAGGAAAAGCACGGAUAGCCCUGGCCGUCACGGAGCCUGACGCAGGCUCGGACGUUCGUGGUCUUCAGACAGAAGCAGUACUCUCGAGUGAUGGCAGCCGGCUCAUCAUCAACGGCCAGAAGAAGGAAGACAGUGGGGAUUUUACCCUGAUAGUAAUUCCACGGACGAAGGGCGUAUCAACUAGGCACAUGGAGAUAUCGGGCUCAACGACAGCAGGCACUGCAUUUGUGGAAUUUGACGACGUCGAAGUGCCUCUGGAUAUGGUCGUGGGUGAGCGCGGGAAGGGGUUCAAGUACAUUGUCUCCAAUUUCAACCAUGAGAGGCUCUUCAUUGCGAUGCAGUCAGUGAGAUGCGCUCGGGUCUGCUUGGAGGAUUCGAUCGGCUACGCUUUGAGUCGAGAAACCUUUGGAAAGAAACUGACUGAGCAUCCUGUUAUCCGGUUGAAAUUUGCCAACAUGAGCAGAGAGACCGAAGCGCUACAAUCGUGGGUCGAGAGCCUGAUCUACCAGCUGGGCCAUCUGUCCAAGAAAGAGGGCGAGUUCCUCCUCGCGGGAACGACGGCGCAGGUCAAAGCGCAUAGCGGCAUCGUGCUGGAGCAUGUGGUGCGAGAGGCGAUCCAGAUCAUGGGCGGCGUGGGCCUGACAAGGGGAGCCGGGCGAGGGGAGCGGGUAGAGCGGAUCUGGAGGGAUGUCAAGGCAAUCACUGUGCCCGGAGGAAGCGAGGAGAUCAUGCUGGACCUGGCGACCAGGCGUGCGCUUGCAGUAACAGCGGAGCUGCGCAAGUCGAGAAAGGACGGCAAGCUGUGA